Gorilla gorilla gorilla (western lowland gorilla) is the source of this 1276-nucleotide messenger RNA. Its product is annotated as large ribosomal subunit protein uL3-like. Gene Ontology annotation, biological process: translation. The transcript has a single exon. NCBI's taxonomy places the organism in Eukaryota, Metazoa, Chordata, Mammalia, Primates, Hominidae. The coding region runs from base 13 to 870 and encodes 285 amino acids. The record is from RefSeq and is a predicted model, not a curated record. Gene Ontology annotation, cellular component: ribosome; cytosolic large ribosomal subunit. Gene Ontology annotation, molecular function: structural constituent of ribosome; RNA binding.
UUUGAUGGCGUGAUGUCUCACAGAAAGUUCUCCACUCCCAGACAUGGGUCCCUCGGCUUCCUGCCUUGGAAGCGCAGCAGCAGGCAUCGUGGGAAGGUGAAGAGCUUCCCUAAGGAUGACCCGUCCAAGCCGGUCCACAUCACAGCCUUCCUGGGAUACAAGGCUGGCAUGACCCACAUCGUGCGGGAAGUCGACAGGCCAGGAUCCAAGGUGAACAAGAAGGAGGUGGUGGAGGCUGUGACCAUUGUGGAGAGGCCACCAGUGGGCAUUGUGGGCUGCGUAGAAACCCCUCAAGGCUUCCGGACUUGCAAGACUGUCUUCGCUGAGCACAUCAGUGAUGAAUGCAAGAGGCGUUUCUGUAAGAACUGGCAUAAAUCUAAGAAGAAGGCCUUUACCAAGUACUGCAAGAAAUGGCAGGAUGAGGAUGGCAAGAAGCAGCUGGAGAAGGACUUCAGCAGCAUGAAGAAGUACUGCCAAGUCAUCUGCAUCAUUGCCCACACCCAGACGCACCUGCUUCCUCUGUGCCAGAAGAAGGCCCACCUGAUGGAGAUCCAGGUGAAUGGAGGCACUGUGGCUGAGAAGCUGGACUGGGCUGGCGAGAGGCUCAAGCAGCAGGUACCUGUGAACCAAGUGUUUGGGCAGGAUGAGAUGAUCGACGUCAUCAGGGUGACCAAGGGCAAAGGCUACAAAAGGGUCACCAGUCGUUGGCACACCAAGAAGCUGCCCCGCAAGACCCACCAAGGCAUGUGCAAGGUGGCCUGUAUUGGGGCAUGGCAUCCUGCUCGUGUGGGCUUCUCUGUGGUACGUGGUGGGCAGAAAGGCUACCAUCACCGCACUGAGAUCAACAAGAAGAUCUAUAGGAUUGGCUAGGGCUACCUUAUCAAGGAUGGCAAGCUGAUCAAGAACAAUGCCUCCACUGACUAUGACCUGUCUGACAAGAGCAUCAACUCUUUGGGUGGCUUCGUCCACUAUGGUGAAGUGACCAAUGACUUUGUCAUGCUGAAAGGCUGUGUGGUGGGAACCAAGAAGUGGGUGCUCACCCUCCGCAAGUCCUUGCUGGUGCAGACAAAGCAGCAGGCUCUGGAGAAGAUUGACCUUAAGUUCAUUGACACCGCCUCCAAGUUUGGCCAUGGCCACUUCCAGACCAUGGAGGAGAAGAAAGCAUUCAUGGGACCACUCAAGAAAGACCGAAUUGCAAAGGAAGAAGGAGCUUAAUGCUGGGAACAGAUAUUGCAACUGGUGGGGUCUCAAUAAAAGUUAUUUUCCAUUAAAAAAA